AUGUAUGGAAAGAAUAAAAUGAUCGGUGUUCCUUCGGAAGCUCAAUCGAAGGAGAAGCUUGCCAUGUAUGUUCAUGAAUAUUUAGUACAUAUCGGUGCACAAAAAACGGCCAAUUCUUUUCUUCAGGAGAUCCGAUGGGAUAAAUCAAUCAGUGUAGGAGAACCUCCUGGCUUUCUACAUUCUUGGUGGAGUGUCUUUUGGGAUUUGUACAGCGCUGCUCCCGAAAGACGGGAUACCCACGAGCAUACGACCGAAGCUAAAGCUUUUUAUGAUUAUGGUUUUGUAAAUUCUGGUUAUCCAAAUGGUCUCCCACACGAACAUUGCAUGCCUGGACGUCCAAUGCCUCCCAAUGCCCCAGCGUUUAUGCAUAGAGUUUCUCAACCAGGGCCCCAUCCUGGUCUACAAGGUCCAGUGACAAGUAUGCCCCCCGACAGCCUAGGCGGUGCUGCUAUACGUCAGCGUCCAACCCUUCCACCAAUGAUGCCAGGUGGUCAACCUCCUGGUCCCCCAAUGCACCCCUCUAUGCGGUUUCACCAACCACCAUACGGCCCUCCAGUGGGUGGCAUGAUGCCCGGUCAUCCUCACAUGCCCCCAAGAGCCCGGUGGAUGGGCCCUCAAGGUCCUCCUAUGCCCCAACAACAAGGUCCUCCUAAUCUCUCCCAGACUUCCUCAGGAGGUAGUGGCGGUGUAGCUCCGAGCCCUGGUCAUCCUGGCACUCCUCAUGUUGCUAGUCCGAAUAAUGGCGGUAACCCUAACCCCGAUUCCUCCCAACCUCCACCUCCUCAUUACGCUCCUCAACAGACUCCUCCUCAACAGACGCCAAACAUCACUGAUCAGCAGCAGCAGCAGCAGGCAUCUCAACAACAGCAGCCCAUGUUUACAAAUCGGAACGAUUUUGAUGGAGCUGUAAUGAUGAACGGUGGUGGAGCUAAUAAUAGCGGUGGUGGUGGGAGAAAUAACGGCCCAAUGAUGCCACCGCCACAUCCUGAGUAUGGUCUAGCCCCUCCUGGGCCUCAAAACUCCUAUCCGGGUGGAGGUGGGGAUGUUAAGAUGUCCCCCAUGCAUAGUGGAGUAGAUAUGAUGGGAAAUGGUGGUCAGACAAUGCUAAUGGAUUAUGGGGGAAAUGGAGGAAAUAAUGGGGGUGGAACCGGGGGAGGCUUCGGCCAACCCCAAAUUCCGCCCGAAAUGAUGGGCCAGCAGCCUGGAAACAGCGGUCAACAGCAGAUUCCAUCCUCUUCGGCGUCGGGGGGUCAAAUGAUGCAGCAGCAGCAACAACAGCCGCCACAACAGCACAAUGUCAUGGGGAAUUGUCAAGGGCCCCCUCCUCCACCGCAGUAUAUGUCCUCAGCUGGAGGUCUUUGUGGAACUGGUGGUGGACAGGUUCAAUUCCCCGUAUGUUCUGUUUUCUUCUUUUGA
This is a messenger RNA of Rodentolepis nana, 1416 nucleotides long. Lineage: Eukaryota; Metazoa; Platyhelminthes; Cestoda; Cyclophyllidea; Hymenolepididae. The record is from the annotation of a GenBank genome assembly.